CAAGCGAAGUUUCUCGGUGGUGAAGCCUCUCUCUCCUUUUCUUGGUUCUAGGGCGCGCUGGAGCGCGCUCUACUACAAGCUCCUCCGAGACUGCGAGACUGCGUGGCUUUGCUAGGGCUGUGGUUUCUUUGCUCCUGCCCCCAGCCCACCUGUCUUGGGGGCGGGGCUUGGGGGACGGAGGAGCCAUCCUGAGAAUCCUCGACCCACGCCGGCGAGUGGGCGAGCUGAUAGCCACAACCUAGCAGUUAGGAGUCCUGGGCGUUGAGCUAAUUUCUGACCGGACGCUCUGACUGCCCCUGCUCUCCAGCCCUGAUUUAGUUCUCCGUUGAUUUGAGAUUCCUUGCGAGAAGCUGCGGAGGGUUCGCGGCCCGACAGGUAGCUAUCCUCUGCCUAGGAGCCUGCGAAAGGAGCUGCUACUGAAACAACUGUUCCCAUGGCUCUCCAGGCACCUGAAACCGGGAUCCAGACUGGGCAUUGGGAUGUUUGUCUUUGCCUUGUUCCAGUUUCACAGCAUGUAUGUUGAUGAUUGGAAUCCUGGGCCAAUCAAGAGUCAAGUUCAAAGUGGUACUCCUGGGUUCUGCAUCCCAGACUCAAAGUUGAACUUGAGUCUAGAAGAGAGGACUUUUCUGCUCCAACUAGUGAAUCUCCGUGCUGGCACCGGACUUUUUAGAGCUGUGCUCGCUGGGCUUGAACUGUUGUGGCUACAGGCUUCUCUUGGGGAUGGGUGGUUGGGUGCGUUGAACCCCAGACCACAGCACCGAGAACAGUGACAAUGGAUAGAGUUUAUGAAAUUCCCGAGGAGCCCAAUGUGGAUAGGGUUUCGUCUCUAGAGGAAGAUGUGAUUCGUGGGGCCAACCCCCGUUUUACCUUUCCUUUUGGUAUCCUCUUCUCCACCUUUUUGUACUGUGGGGAGGCAGCAUCUGCCUUGUACAUGGUUAGAAUUUACCGAAAGAGUAAUGAAACCUACUGGAUGGCAUAUACCUUUUCCUUCUUUAUGUUUUCGUCUAUUAUGGUCCAGCUGACCCUCAUUUUUGUACACAGAGAUCUGGCCAAAGAUAAACCACUAUCAUUAUUCAUGCAUCUAAUCCUCUUGGGACCUGUUAUGAGAUGUUUGGAGGCCAUGAUUAAAUACCUCACACUGUGCAAGAAGGAGGGGCAGGAGGAGCCCUAUGUCAGCCUCACCCGAAAGAAGAUGCUAAUAGAUGGCGAGGAGGUGCUGAUAGAAUGGGAGGUGGGCCACUCCAUCCGGACCUUGGCUAUGCACCGCAAUGCCUACAAACGUAUGUCACAGAUUCAAGCUUUCCUGGGCUCAGUGCCACAGCUGACCUACCAGCUCUAUGUGACUCUGAUCUCUACAGAGGUCCCCCUGGGGAGAGUUGUAUUAAUGGUCUUCUCUCUGAUAUCUGUCACCUAUGGGGCCACCCUCUGCAAUAUGUUGGCUAUCCAGAUCAAGUAUGAUGACUACAAGAUUCGCCUGGGACCACUAGAAGUUCUUUGCAUCACCAUCUGGAGGACGUUGGAGAUCACUUCCCGUCUCAUGAUCCUGGUGCUCUUCUCAGCCACUUUGAAGCUGAAGGCUGUGCCCUUCUUAGUGCUCAAUUUCCUGAUCAUUCUUUUUGAGCCUUGGGUUAAGUUCUGGAGGAGUGGUGCCCAGAUGCCCAAUAACAUUGAAAAAAACUUCAGCCGGGUCGGUACUCUGGUAGUACUAAUUUCAGUCACUGUCCUCUAUGCUGGCAUCAACUUCUCUUGCUGGUCAGCCUUGCAGUUGAAGUUAGCAGAUAGAGAUCUUGUUGACAAAGGUCAGAACUGGGGUCACAUGGCCCUGCACUAUAGUGUGAGGUUAGUAGAGAAUGUGAUCAUGGUCUUGGUUUUUAAGUUCUUGGGAGUGAAAGUGUUACUGAAUUAUUGCCAUUCUUUGAUUGCCUUGCAACUCAUUAUUGCAUAUGUCAUUUCCAUUGGCUUCAUGCUCCUUUUCUUCCAAUACUUGCAUCCUUUGCGCUCACUGUUCACCCAUAAUGUUGUAGAUUACCUCCACUGUGUCUGUUGCCACCGGCAGUCUCAGGACAGGGCUGAGAACUCAGAGCCAUCCUUUGAAGCUGAAACAAGGCAAAAUGUUGUCUGAUUCUACCUUCUGAGUAUUUGGGGGAUGGGAUAGAAGUUGCUAUAGCAAUUGUGAAAUUUAAGGAAGAAUGAGGCUCAUGGGUGAAUACCCACCAGCACAUUUUCUAGUUUUUUGUUGGUAAGUCUAUGCAAAGAAAGAGCAACUCCAAAAGAGGUUUUAUUUUAUUUUCUCCAGAUUUAUUGCUGUGUUUGAACACUAGAGGUAACCAUGACCUAGAUGAAAGUGUCAGAAAUACCACUGAAAUCCUUUCUACCCAGGUCAAUUCAGAUAACUUACUUCCAAGCAUCUUGGGCUCUCUUUGACCUUCCAGUUCAGCUCACAUGCUUGAGUCAUUACUUGGCUUUCCUAGACUGAGAAGAAGGCCUAGAAUUCUAUGAGAAUUUAUCAUGACUGAUUAGAGGAUGUGACAGUUUACUGGCUAUGGGUACAUCCCAGGAAAUAAUGUGACUAAUGUGGAACCUGGAACUUGUUAGUGUGGCUGGAGUAUUUUCAUUCUAAUGAGAAAUAUUGGCUAAGAAGAAGAGUCAGUAAUAAAAUAGUUAUUUCCCUAAAUGAGGUAGCUCUCCAUUAGGAUCUUACUGGUGAUCAUUCUAUAAGGGCCUCUCUUUUCAAUGGCCCUUGGUAAGCAUACUCUGAGGAGGUAGUACAGAAUAGGACUCCUUCAUGUCAUAAGGACAAUUUUUCCCCUUCAGGGGCUUGCACGGACCUCAAGCUUGUCCAGUUGAAUGGAUGAACGAAAUCUCCCUCUUAGUGCCUCAUUAUCAGGGAUUCAUUCUCACUUAGUUUUUAAAAAAAGAUUUAUUUAUUUUUAUUGCAAAGUCAGAUAUACAGAGAGGAGGAGAGACAGAGAGGAAGAUCUUCCAUACGUUGAUUAACUCCCCAAGUGACCACAACAGCUGGAGCUCAGUCAAUCCAAAGCCAGGAGCCAGGAACUUCCUCCAGGUCUCCCAUGCAGGUGCAGGGUCCCAAGGCUUUGGGCCGUCCUUGACUGCUUUCCUAGGCCACAAGCAGGGAGCUGGAUGGGAAGUGGAGCUGUCGGGAUGAGAACUGGUCCCCAUAUGGGAUCCUGGAGCAUUCAAGGCGAGGACUUUAGCCACUAGGCCACCAUGUCGGGCCCCCCACUUAGUUUUUCAGUGCUCUUGCUAUGAUACUACUUGGUGUAGACCUCAGAGAGGCUGAACUGCAAUUG
Molecule: messenger RNA, 3311 nt
Organism: Ochotona princeps (American pika)
Lineage: Eukaryota; Metazoa; Chordata; Mammalia; Lagomorpha; Ochotonidae
Gene: XKRX
Product: XK related X-linked
Exons: 3
Coding region: 773-2122 (449 amino acids)
Cellular component (GO): membrane
Source: RefSeq, a predicted model, not a curated record